AUGCAAGCACUCUGGCCCGUGGGAGCCGUCGCGGGGCUUGGUGCCGUGGACUGCGCGUACUUGACCUACUCGAAGGUGACACAGGUGCCCUUGGCCUGCCCGGUGGAAGGAGGCUGCACCGAGGUGCUGAAUUCCAGCUAUGCCUCUAUCGGCCCUCUGCCGUUGUCAGCCUUGGGUUUGGUGGCAUACCUAACUGUUGCAGCUUUGAGUGUCUCGCGCCAGAACAAGGAACUCGUGUUUUGGCUCUGCCUGACGAUGGCAUUGUCUUCCCUGGGCCUAACCGGUAUUCUUAUCUUCGUCCUACAGGCACCUUGCCCAUACUGCGCAGCCUCGGCUUUCAUUUCGGCCAUGCUCCUCACUCUGGUGGAGACACGGCGGGCCCGCGAUGCUGCGCGGCUGCUCGAGGCGCGGAAGGCCACGAUCGUCCCAACCAACGAGGGCCCGGCGGAGGGUCUGGCGGAGGGUCUGGCCGUGGCCGGCGGCGUCGCAGUGGAGAACCUGUCACCCAGCGCCGCUGCGACGGCCGUGGCACCCGCAGCGCCCGCGGCCACCGCCGUGGUAACGGCAGCCGAGGAGGAAGAGGCGGAGCCCCGGCGCGCGGUGCUCGGCCUCGCAGGCGUGCUGGCGCUGGGCGCUCUGCGCGGGGGCACCAUGCCCUCCCGACGGCUACAGAACGCUUGGGCAUACUUCACGCUCGUGGAGAAGUACAAGCCGAACCACCCGCCGGUCCUUAGCAAUUCCUCCAAGGCCGAGAUGGCCUUGGCGAGACAUCUGCAGAAGAUCGGGGCCGCCUGCUACUCGACCUGGUGGUGUCCCCAUUGCCAAGAGCAGCGGGAGAGCUUCGGGAAGCAGGCCGUGGAGGUCGCACCCUUCGUGGAGUGCUCCUCCAGGAAAAGAGAACAGCUCCCUGUCUGUCGUGAUGCAGACAUCGAGAGCUAUCCCACCUGGAUCAUCAACGGCAAGAAGUAUCUCGGAGGCCGAGACCUGUCCGACCUGGCCGAGAAGAGCGGAUUCACGGAGUACCCGGCCGAGGCCUUCAAGCCGCGGGACGACAAGCUCCUGGAGUACAUCUGGGGCCCUCCCGAACCGGAGCCGGAGUUCCCGGAGGGGAGCAUGGCGAUGACGCAGCAACCAAAUCUGGCGAGAUCGCGGUACAACGCCGCCUUCACCUCGUCGAUCUUCGAGCCGCCUCCAGCACCGGAUGCGGCCUCUUUCGUGCCAGCAGGAAAACGUCGUGACCAGACGACGGGAGAGCUGUUUGGCAACUACGACGAGAAGGACCUGCGUGCCAUGCCGAAGACUUUUGUUCCCAAGGAGGACAACAGGUCGGCCCGAGCUCGGAAGCAACAGUUCCUUUGUUCCCAGGUGCUGCCUGCGAGCAACUACCCGGCUCCCGCACCACAGGCAAGGGAGCGGAAGCCCAAUGCAGGCUACGUCGAGGACGAAGACGAUGAGUCUCGAGUCGACACAGCGAUGGUGCGGCAGAUGCAGUUGUCGUCGAACAUGUUCGGCCGGUCUGCUCCGGAGGUGAGCGCAGAGACCGUCCACGACCGCGGGAACCGGCUGAUGCCCAACGACUUCGUGUGGCACAGUCACCCGGAGAAGCCCCUGUCACCAACGUACAAAGAUGGGAAGACGCACGCCGACCGCGCCUACGAGCAGAAGUGCUCCCAGGUCUUCGAGUACCAAUCCCCUGAGGUGCGGAAGAUGCAUGCGGACCAAAAGCGCCAGGAGCGCCGGGAGGCACCGACAAGAGAGAUAGGAGAUCCAGGCAGCCGCCAUGAGUAG
Messenger RNA from Symbiodinium sp. CCMP2456, 1788 nucleotides. The record is from the annotation of a GenBank genome assembly. NCBI's taxonomy places the organism in Eukaryota, Dinophyceae, Suessiales, Symbiodiniaceae.